AUGGCAACUAAGCAAGAAGCUUUAGCCAUCGAGUUCAUAAGCCAACACCUUCUCACAGAUUUUGCAAGCCAAGAUCACCACCUUCACUCAGAAACAACCCCAAGAACCAUAGGAAACCAUAACCCUAAACCAAACUCUACUCUUAACCGUCGUAAACCGCCCUUACCGAACCUAUCCGUUCCGGUCUCUAGUACGAUGAAGAAGCCAGAGGAGGAGGAGAAAAGACACUACCGAGGAGUGAGGAGGAGGCCAUGGGGAAAGUAUGCAGCGGAGAUUAGGGAUCCUAACAAAAAGGGUUCUAGGCUUUGGCUUGGGACUUACGACACCGCCGUAGAAGCUGCAAGAGCUUACGACCUAGCGGCGUUUGAGUUGCGUGGGAGAAAAGCAAUCUUGAAUUUCCCUCUAGAUGUUAGGGCUACGUCAGAAAGUUGUUUCGUCGGAUUAGGGAAACGAAAGCGGCUUAAGAGCUUCGUGGCGGAGGAAGAGACGGUGCCGGUUAGGGUUAAAGCUGAGGCAAAGGAGAGUUAUACCACUGUGGCUGAGGUUGAAGCGGUUCCUUUGACGCCGUCAAGCUGGAAAGGGGUUUGGGACGUGGGAGCAGGAGACGGGAUAUUCAGUGUUCCUCCGUUAACUCCGACGUCUCCCAGCUCCGCUACUUGA
Brassica napus (rape) is the source of this 660-nucleotide messenger RNA. Its product is annotated as ethylene-responsive transcription factor ERF104-like. Gene Ontology annotation, biological process: regulation of DNA-templated transcription; ethylene-activated signaling pathway. The record is from RefSeq and is marked provisional. NCBI's taxonomy places the organism in Eukaryota, Viridiplantae, Streptophyta, Magnoliopsida, Brassicales, Brassicaceae. Gene Ontology annotation, molecular function: DNA binding; DNA-binding transcription factor activity.